Messenger RNA from Emiliania huxleyi CCMP1516, 2035 nucleotides. RefSeq lists its product as hypothetical. The record is from RefSeq and is a predicted model, not a curated record. Bases 1 to 1923 code for a protein of 640 amino acids. Gene Ontology annotation, molecular function: DNA binding; ATP binding; ATP hydrolysis activity. Lineage: Eukaryota; Haptophyta; Isochrysidales; Noelaerhabdaceae. The transcript is spliced from 4 exons.
AUGCUCAGCCUCACAAGCCUCACCCGCGGCCUCACCAUCGGCCUGAGCGCCCACGCGAGUCCUCGACCGCCGUGCCGUGCGCCCGCCACGAUGGCGCUCGACGGCAGCGGUGCUGCCGUCACGAUUCGAGAUCUGGAUGUGUGGGCGGGCAGCAGCAGCCUCAUCCGUGGCGUGACCUGGCGCGUGAUGCCCAACGAGCGGUGGUCGCUCCUCGGCCCAAACGGAUGUGGCAAGUCAACGCUUCUCCGAGCCAUCGCAGAGGCUGCAGACCUGGCUGGCGACGCAGCCACCGAGAUCGCAGUGAACCCGCGGCUGCGCUUUGGGCUGCUCGAGCAGACUGCGGUGUCCGGCUCGGAGCGGAGCGUGCGCGAGGAGGUCAUGUCGCGGAUGGAAGGGUUCCAAGCGGCCAAGGCAGCGCUCGAGGCGGCCGAGGUGGCGUGUGUCUCGGGCGCGGCGAGAGAGCUGGAGACGCUCGAGCGCGCGAUGGGCGAGUUUGAGGCGGCGGGCGGCUACACGGUGGAGGGUCGAGUGGCGCGGGUGCUCAAGGGGCUCGGCUUCACGGAGGAGGAGUUCGAGCGUCCCUGCUCCUCCUUCUCUGGCGGCUGGCAGAUGAGGAUCGGCCUCGCGCGGCUGCUGCUCUCCGAGCCGGAGCUGCUGGUGAUGGACGAGCCGACAAACCACCUCGAUGCGGCGGCGCGCCGCUGGCUGGCCGACUACGUGAGCGAGUACGAGGGCACCGUCCUCGUCGUGUCUCACGACGCCGCCUUUGUCGACGUGGCAUGCGACUCGAUCGCCGACGUCGAGGGCGGCAGGCUGACGACCUACCCAAAGACGUCGCUCGGCAAGGCCGUGGUCAACAAGUGGGAGAAUGUCGACCGCUCCAAGGUGGCGGCCGGGGCGAGGCAGGCUCUCUCCAAGCUGGCGACCGAGCAGGCGGCCGCCGAGGCGGAGGUGCUCUCGACGCGGAAGCGGCCCAGGCUGCAGCUCGCCGAGCCGCCACGCUGCGGAGAGCUGCCGCUCGCGCUGCGCGGCGCCAACGUCGCGCCCGCCGUCGGCCAGGCCGCCAUCGUGCUCGGUGCGUUGCCCCUCGCGGCGGGGGAGCGGCGAGAGGACGAGCGGCUUGCCCUUGGCAUCUUUGCGCAGGACUUGGCGCAGGAGCUGCCGCAGGGCGCUGUCGCGCUGGAGUAUGUCGCCUCCGCCGUCCGGCAAGGCGGCGGCUCGGCCGUGACGGACGAGCGCUGCCGCGGGACUCUGGGCGCUCUUGGGAUCAGCGGUGACAAGGCCUUGCGCCGCAUCGGCUCGCUGUCAGGCGGCGAGAAGGCGCGCGUCGCGCUCGCAACCUUCUGCCUGACGCCGUGCAACGUCUUACUCUUCGACGAGCCGACCAACCACCUCGACCAGGGCGCGAUCCUCGCCCUCCUCGCCGCGCUCGAGGCGUACGAGGGCGCCCUCGUCGUCGUCUCGCACGACCGCGCCUUUUGCGAGGCGCUGCGCGCGACGCACGUCGGCUAUGUCUCCGGCGGGUCGUGCCGCGUCGAGGAGCGGCCGCUGUGCGACUCCGACUUCAGCGAGGCCGACCGCGGAGUGCGCAACUCGCUCGGCGGCGGGGACGACGACGACUCCAACGCUGAGCUGAGCGCCGCCGAGGCCAAGGCGGCUCGCGAGCUGGAGCGGCAGCGGCAGAAGCGGCUCUCGGCGGCGCCCAAGAAGAUCGCCACCAUCGAGAGCAAGGUGGACGCCCUCGAGGCGGAGCUGCAGGAGAUCGACGGCGCGAUGCUACAGGCCGGCGCCGACGUGGCGAAGCUGGCCGAGCUGGGCGCGGCGAGGGAGGGCGUGCAGCAGAGGGUGGACGGGCUGUACGCCGAGUGGGAGGAGCUCGAGGAGCUGCUCGCAGCGAGCCAGCCCGUGGGCAGCGGCGGGUAGCGCCGUGACCCGUGUGCGGCGGGACUGGACAAUAUAGUCUGUGAAAAGGUGGCCCGACACUAGGGUCUGAGUCGCUUCCCCGGGGCUUUAUACGUAGCACUUCCUCACAUCG